Messenger RNA from Plasmodium vinckei vinckei, 3678 nucleotides. RefSeq names its product serine/threonine protein kinase VPS15, putative. NCBI's taxonomy places the organism in Eukaryota, Apicomplexa, Aconoidasida, Haemosporida, Plasmodiidae. Gene Ontology annotation, cellular component: nucleus-vacuole junction; phosphatidylinositol 3-kinase complex, class III, type I; late endosome. The record is from RefSeq and is a predicted model, not a curated record. The transcript is spliced from 4 exons. The coding region runs from base 1 to 3678 and encodes 1225 amino acids. Gene Ontology annotation, biological process: macroautophagy; protein phosphorylation; protein targeting to vacuole. Gene Ontology annotation, molecular function: protein serine/threonine kinase activity; ATP binding.
AUGGGGAACACAUUAUAUAGUAAUAUAGGACAAAAUACAACAGAACAGGAUGAGAUAUAUUAUAAAUAUUUGAAUAACUUAUACAACAUAUACAAUUAUUUGUUAAAAUAUGAACAUUUCUAUUUUAUGAAUUCCUAUACCCUCAAUUCCUUUUGCCAUGUGCUUGAGGGAAUUAAUAAUAAUGAGGGGCAUGUACUAAUCAAAAUUUGUAAAUUAAAAGGAGAAACCCCAAAAAUAAAAAGAAUAUUAUAUACACUCAAGUUCCUUUUUUCAUUUGAUCUCUUCCCGAAUGUUCUACCAUAUAACCGAAUGAGUGUCUACGAAAAUAAUAUUUAUAUUUAUAGAAAAUUCAUAUACAAAAGUUUAGAUAACUAUUUAUUAAAUGAACAGAAUAACUAUAGUUUUUGUUACUUUUAUAUAUUUCAAGCAUUGCUAUCAAUAAUACAACUACAUUCGUUGGGAAUUUAUCAUGGUCACAUAAAAACCGAAAACUUUUUAAUACAAAAUAAUAUGCAUAUUCUUAUAACGGAUAUAGAUAUACUGAAUAGAUACAUUUACUACAUUCCAAAAAUAAGAUAUGACAACAAACGAAAGGAGAAAAUCGAUAGAAUGCAAGAAGAUAUAUUCAACUUGGGAAUACUAAUUUUAGAAAUUUUAUUAAAAAAUAAAAACAUUUCUUAUUUAUUUCAUGAUGAAAGCUAUGAUGACAAUAAUGAUAAUUUUUAUUCAGAAAAAAGAAAGCAAACAAAACUAUAUAUGAUGGAAAGUAAAAAGCUAAUAAAAUAUCCAAAUUUUGGUAAUAAUAUUAUUAACACAUCAAAAAAAAAAACUAGCGAAAAAUUUUUUCAUGCUUUAUCCUUGCCGUUCAUAAAUAAAAAAAUUAUAAAUGAAGAAGAAGAUUAUUUUCAAAAAAAUAAAAAUUUGAGAAUGAAUAUAGACAAAUAUAAAUAUUAUAACUAUCAUUAUAUUAAUCAUAUUAAUUAUAUUAACAUAUACAAUGAUAUAUAUAACAAUGGUACCUCUUACGAAUUUGUAAAUACAGAGCAUGAAAACUUGACUAGCCAAAAUAUAGAUAAAAGUAAAACAAUAAUAAAUGAAAAUAAUAAUACAAAAAAAAAAAAAAAAAAUAAAAAUAAAAACAAUGCUUAUAGUAAUAAUGAUAUUGAUAUAAAUAGUGACACUGGAUAUGAUGAUAAAAUUAUUCAUGCUUAUAGUGAUUAUGAAUUAUUUAAUGAUUAUAAAGAAAUAAAAAAUAAGCAUGCCACAAAUAAUCACAGUUUAUACACACAGUCUGAUAUUUAUACAAAUACAGCAUAUACCCUAAUUGACAACUCCAAGGAUGUUAGUAAUAUUCGAAAUCAGGGAAGACAUAAAUAUGAACAAUCUGAAAGAAAAGAAAUCAUAAAUAAUAGAAGGUUAAGUUAUUUUAAUGGGAAUGCAAAAAAUGAAAGUAAUGAGAGCCAAAAUAGUGGAAAUAAUAAAAUUCAAAAUGAUACAUACAAUAAAACUACAAGCUGUGUUUUGAGUAGUAGUGAAGGUAGUGAUUCAAAUGUUAGAAGAAAAGAAAAAAGUGCUCCAUAUAAAAUAUGGAAAGUAGUUAGUUUAGUUAAAAAUCCGUUUGUCAUUUAUUCAUUAAUUAAUCAUUUUUUUUUGGAAAAAAAUAAAAAUAUAUUUAAAAUAUUUAACUAUUGGUCUCACCAUAUUUUUCCGAGCACAUAUAAAUAUGUAUUCUUUCCCCUUUGUAUACUUCAAUUUCAUCCAAUCUUUCGAAAACACGAAUUUUUUAUUUUACUAAUACAUUUCAAUUUGCCAUUUAUAUUAUUUCAUUUUGAUAUCUUUUCAAAAAAGGAAAAAGACAAAUAUGCUUUAAUAAAAAGGACUUCAAAUAUUUAUAAAAAAAAAAAAAAAAAUGAUAGCUAUUUUAAUAUCAAUUAUCAAGCACACCGUAAUAGUGAUCGAUCCUUAAAACCGAGUUUAGGAAAGUAUCAGCAAAACAAAAAAAAACAUAUAAACACACUUGCUUACUACAUAAAUGUUGUUAAAAAACAUACGACCGAUAUUAAUAAAUAUCAAAUACGAACAUAUAUCAAUGAUACAAAUUUAAAUAGUAAAGUAAAAGGGCAAAUAUUGGAAGAGUGGAAAACUUAUAAAAAGCACAAAAAAAUGGAAAUAGAAUCAACAAAUAGAGAGCAGAAAAAUAAUAAAAAAUUGUAUCACUGCAAAUCCUAUUUCCCUUUCCCAAUAUUAUCCUAUAAUAAUGCUCACGAUUUUUAUAAAUUCUUUUUACUAUUUUAUAAAAGUGUGUAUUAUUCCAUAUUUUAUGAAGAAAAAAGUUAUAUGGAUAUUUUCAAAUCUCUUGAAAUGUACAAAAGAGGUAUUUACUUAUCUCUAUUUAGAGACUUUUACUUUAAAAAUACAAAUCGUCGUGAUAAAAUUAUUAAUCGGAAGGGUAUUAAAAAAAAUGAUUCUACAAAAAAUUCUAAUACUAAUGAAUAUAACUACAAAUGGAGUUACACCGAAGAUAUAUAUCAACUAAUAAAUAUUUUAAUUUGUUCUUAUAAUUUUAUUUUAUAUGAUUCCAUUAAAAUUCUCAUACUUGAAAUAAUAUACUUAAUAAUAUGCCAUAUAAAAAACGAAGAUUUACAAAGAGAAUUAAUACCGUUUUUAUUUUAUUGUUUUAAAAAAACAAAUGAUGAAAAUAUUAAAGUUGUUAUAAUAAAAUGUAUUUAUAUCAUAAUCAAUAAUGGAAAUAAAUGUGAAUAUUUUUACAUGUACAUUGAUAAGUUUUUACCUAACUUUUUUAUGCUCAAAAAUACACAACAAAAUUAUCAAAAAUAUGUACAUGCAAAAUAUUUACCCCUAUUUGCAACCAUAACAAUUCAGUAUAUAUAUAAUUCAUGCUUAUUAAAACAAAUGGGAAAAAAAUCGUUAAGAAAUAAAGAAAGAAAAAAUUUUUCAAAAAAUAGUAUACAAGAUAUAAGUAGCCUUGAUCAAACCAGCUAUUUUACAAAUACUCAAACAAGUGAUACAUGUAGUAGUAUAGAAAUUUAUGAUACCACAGGUGAUAAUAAUAAUAGUAGUGUUCUAACGGAAUCAGCAUAUAUGACAAUACUAAAAGAUAUGAGAAAUAAAUUUAUAUCCAUUUUAAAUGAACCUAAUGAUUUGAUUUUGUUUGAAUUUUAUCAAAAUAUAAUAAUGUUUUGUACAAUUAUGAAUAAAAAAUGGGUUAAAGUUUAUAUAUUACCAUAUAUGCUAAAAAAUAGCUAUAAAAUAAAAAAUAUUUUUAUCAAAGCUAUUUGUAUUAAAACUAUUAUUAAAAUUGUCUUUUAUAUUAAUGAAAAAGGACCAUUUAAAAUUCUUUCAGAAUAUAUUAAAUCAAUAAUUUCCGAGCAAAAUAAUGAAUUAGUUUUAAAAAUUUUGUUAUAUGAAUUUCUUUUUAUUUUAAAAAAAAACUAUAAAAAAUGGUCAACAUGCUGUACUACUCCCAAGAUCCAAUAUAAUAUGAUAAUUAUGAAAUCCUCAAACCAAAAAAAUAUCAAAAAAAAAAAAAAAAAAAAUAUUAUCCCACUUUUAUUUUUAAAAAAAAUCAAUUUCACUCCCCUUUUAAAUCAUCCAUCCUCAAAAAUAUCAGAUCUAACAUAUGACAUAAUUCAUAUUUUACAAAAAAUAAAAUUAUAG